CCGCGUCUGCCGCUGUAAGAAUGGGACCUUCUGCCCCCCAGAUCACCCAUGUGAAAUAUGUCUACCAUGCACUACAAGUUGUCCCCCUGGUCAAGUGCUUCAGCAGCCCUGCAAUUCUACAUCCGAUACUCAGUGCAGUAUCUCAGCGGAUCAUCACAGAAAACGGCUCAUCUGGAUCUACAUCCUGGUCCCUAUUCUCCUCUUCAUCAUCGUCUUCCUAUUUACCUUUGUAAGGUGAAACAGUAUAACGUGUUCAGCUUGUGUCUGAAUGUUCUUAAUAGGGCUUCUUCCAAGUUACAGUCUGAAGAACCCAACACAAUGAUUCCUCUGUUACCUUUAAGUUUGCCAGAAGGAACAGAUCAUGACAAUGAGGAUAACACCAUCCGCAGAGCAUUUGACAUAUUUGCUAAAACUGUAAAGCCUAAGGAGUGGACAAGGUUUAUGAGAUCCCUUCGUCUGUCAGACACUGAUAUCCAAGAUGCAGAACUCACUUUCCCGAUGAACUUUUAUGAGCAGCGUUACAACAUGCUUACCACAUGGAGAGAACAAACCGGCAGCAACAAUGUGAACACUUUACUGCAAAACUUAUAUUCUCUCAACAUGAGAAGGACAGCAAAUGAUAUUAUUAAAAAACUGAUUCAAGAACAGUUGUAUGUGUCAAACACAUAGUGCUGUAAUGACCAUGUAAGUUAAUACUGAACAAAUGUAAAUACUAAUUUAUUUUCUUUUUUUUAUAAAAUAAAAAAAUAAAUCCCAAA
Messenger RNA from Bombina bombina (fire-bellied toad), 758 nucleotides. RefSeq lists its product as uncharacterized. Gene Ontology annotation, cellular component: cell surface; plasma membrane. Bases 58 to 669 code for a protein of 203 amino acids. Gene Ontology annotation, molecular function: protein binding. Lineage: Eukaryota; Metazoa; Chordata; Amphibia; Anura; Bombinatoridae. Gene Ontology annotation, biological process: positive regulation of apoptotic process; TRAIL-activated apoptotic signaling pathway. The record is from RefSeq and is a predicted model, not a curated record. The transcript is spliced from 6 exons.